AAAUUAAUGAAUAAUAUAAUUUGACUUGUAAGCAUUCUUUAUAGCAAAAUGAGCAGGUAUCCGGGCUUAUAUUUUGAUAUUGGAAAGAAGGCCAGAGAUGUUCUUCACAAGGAUUAUGCUCAACAACCACCAAUUCACUUUAACUACAGAUUCUUGGACUGGAAUUUAGAUCUCUCUUGUCAAGUAGAAGAAAUUGUGCCAGGAGUAAGGGGCCUUUUCAAUUGUACCAUACCUGACUCUGGGAAGGUUGAACUUCAACACCUGAACAAAUACAGUGGGUUUAGUGGAAGCGUUGGAUUAUUAGGAGACCCAGAAAAAGGAUAUAACCCUGUUGCAAACAUUUCUGGUCUUAUAGGAACAAGAAUUCUGACCUUGGGAGCUAAUCUUGCCUAUGACCUAUCAACAAGAGCAAUUAGCAAUCUGAAUGCUGGUUUGAGCUUGAGCAGUCCCUACCUUGUUGCUUCCUUGACCUUGCAUGACAAUUUUGAAAAUGUGAAAGCUUCUUGUUAUUUUGAAGUGAACCCCCUAACCAAGACUGCAAUUGCAGCAGAGGUGAAGUAUGACCUUCUAGACAAUGAGACUACGGGCGUCACCGUUGGUGCUCAGCAUGCACUGUUUCCUUGUACUUUGCUAAAGGCUCGACUUAACUCCUAUGGUAAGGUGAGUGCUCUUAUUCGACAAAAGCUGGGGAACAAAUUUGCGAUAACUGUGGCAGGAGAGUUGAAUUUGAAUGAGAAAGAUAAAGAAAAGUUUCCUAAGGUUGGAGUCUCCAUGGCUCUAAGAUAAUUUCAGUGAGAAAAGCUCUUCAUAUAGAACAGGCAAUGAUAUGUCAAGGAGACUACCAAAAGAUGUGCAAGGAAAUUUUGUUAUGCCUCAUCCAUUUUCUUCAACAUUUGAGAAGAGUAUGAUAUCCUUGUUUGGUGCUUUUGUUGACUAAUGUUUCUUUGAGGAUUGAAAAGAAC
This is a messenger RNA of Abrus precatorius (Indian licorice), 962 nucleotides long. Its product is annotated as mitochondrial outer membrane protein porin of 36 kDa-like. Gene Ontology annotation, cellular component: mitochondrial outer membrane. Bases 49 to 786 code for a protein of 245 amino acids. Lineage: Eukaryota; Viridiplantae; Streptophyta; Magnoliopsida; Fabales; Fabaceae. The transcript is spliced from 5 exons. The record is from RefSeq and is a predicted model, not a curated record. Gene Ontology annotation, molecular function: voltage-gated monoatomic anion channel activity. Gene Ontology annotation, biological process: monoatomic anion transmembrane transport.